Molecule: messenger RNA, 788 nt
Organism: Cucumis melo (muskmelon)
Lineage: Eukaryota; Viridiplantae; Streptophyta; Magnoliopsida; Cucurbitales; Cucurbitaceae
Gene: TCTP
Product: translationally-controlled tumor protein homolog
Exons: 5
Coding region: 67-573 (168 amino acids)
Cellular component (GO): cytoplasm
Molecular function (GO): calcium ion binding
Source: RefSeq, marked provisional
UACUCUCUCUCGUCCCCCCCAUCAAUUUUCUUUGCAGGAGCGAUCCGGAGAUUCAAUUUUGCAAUCAUGUUGGUUUAUCAGGACCUCGUUUCUGGUGACGAGCUUCUCUCGGAUUCGUUUCCAUACAAGGAAAUUGAGAAUGGAAUGAUUUGGGAAGUUGAAGGAAAGUGGGUCGUUAAAGGAGCAGUUGAUGUGGAUAUUGGUGCUAAUCCUUCAGCUGAAGGUGGCGGUGAAGAUGAAGGUGUUGAUGAUCAGGCUGUGAAGGUGGUCGACAUUGUUGACACCUUCCGUCUUCAGGAGCAACCUUCCAUGGACAAAAAGGUUUUCCUCUCAUGCAUCAAGAAGUAUAUCAAAAAAUUGACACCUUUGCUGCAAGGAGAGCAACAAGAGGCAUUUAAGAAUAAAAUUGAGGGAGCAGUUAAGUACCUGCUUCCAAAGGUCAAGGACUUGCAAUUCUUCGUUGGGGAGAGUAUGGCCGAUGAUAGCGCAAUGGUAUUUGCAUACUACAAGGAAGGAGCUACUGACCCAACAUUCUUAUACAUUGCCCCUGGUUUGAAGGAAGUCAAGUGCUGAAAGAACAAAACUUUGGAGCAGAAUGCUUCAUGUAGCAUUAUUAGUUUCUACUAUAUUUGCCUUUUUCUCAUGACAUUUGAAUUUGGAUGGUUUGGGCUGUUUUUGUUUUGGUUUAUUUUGGGUUUCCUUGUUUUGACCUUGUUUACUGGGAGCUUAUGUUCUGGUGAGUGCAGAAGUUUAUUUUUAUGCCUAAUGAAUCUCUAUUUUUAUAAUGU